Mizuhopecten yessoensis (Yesso scallop) is the source of this 4458-nucleotide messenger RNA. RefSeq lists its product as uncharacterized. The coding region runs from base 1046 to 1984 and encodes 312 amino acids. The transcript is spliced from 7 exons. The record is from RefSeq and is a predicted model, not a curated record. Lineage: Eukaryota; Metazoa; Mollusca; Bivalvia; Pectinida; Pectinidae.
GUAAGAAGCUUUCUAGCCUACUACGAUCAACAACAAAAUCGACCUGAAAGUGUCUUUCAACAUCAGAUUAACUCGGAGACAAAUAUUAAGAGCAGUGAGAAGAGACAAAUUCGCCUGCGAGUUAUAACGAAUUGAUCUCUUGUAACUUCCCUGGAACUUUGGCUAUGAAAUUGUGUAAGAAAGAUAAUGAAAAAUCGGGUAGCAGUGACGAGUUUACAUGUUUUGGGGCUCUCGUGUAUACAAAACAGUCAUCUCCCGCAAAAACCGGAACCUAUAAUUUUAGUUGCAAUACUGACGAAGAUGUCAAAUACGCUGGGAACGACCAUGAUUGCAUUUGUUCACUGCAUCGUGAAUUGGACAUUACGACUUCCCAAGGCAAUAUAUUAACAAGUACGUUAUACCUUGUCUCUCAAUUUCUAUGACUUCUGAUUCAAAGUAAUUAUAUUGCUGUUUUGCUACAAUGUAUAAAAACUCGUAACUAAUGCAGGGGCGUACCCUAUAAUACACAAUAACGUCAACCUAAAUAUGUAAUACAGAGAUUGAAAUCAGUUAACCCGUUUAGUACUUGAACUCGCUCGAGUACAUAGAACAAGUAUAGAAGUGGACUUAUUUGUUUCGACAGACAUAAUAUUUGUGAAAAUAUUUCCGCGAUUAGUUAGUAGGGUUGUAUCAAUAAUUAAAAGUAUUAUCUAAUGUUUAUGUAAGACCAAGUGUCGGAGAUCACAUGUACAGGCGAAACUUGCCUUGAGUGAUUAAUCAAUUACUUUUAUAUAGAGUAAAUAAAGCAGAGGUAUAAUAAUCCAAAAUGAAUUGAUCUAAUCAAUCAAAGUCAAAACUAGCGCACGACAUCAUCUCACUGAACCCGAACAGAAACUACAUAUACACAAAGACAACAACUAAAUCUGAUACAUGUAAUAAUACACUAUUUAGCUGGCACUUUCGACCUUUGAAUAACAUUACUUGGGGGCUUCUUAGAUAAACACUCCUGCUACAUUGUAGACAGCAGGUUUCCAUAAAGUACUAAAACAUGUAAAGUGUGAUAAGUAUGUUUCUGAUGUGGAUAAUUAAUUAUCAUAUUUCAAUUCUUACAGGAUGUUUCAGUGAUUCAGAUGAAUCUAAAUGUAUGAUAAGCUGGAACGGGAAUAAUUUUGCCAAGCUGCUUUCCUCUUCAUCUUGUGAAAAGAUUUUGGUUGAGGGUCAAUGUAAAAUUAAGUGCUGUAAUAGUGACACUGAAGUUUUAUGCGAAAAAAACAUUAAAUGCACACGUUCAUCUGGGAAUACGAAUGCAGGGAUCUGUUACCAGACUGAAAAAUCAACAACUCAACAAUCAAGCAUCACUAGAGACGCUGUAUCCACAACUGCGCCCACAACAUCUACGAAAAGCACCACCUUUGUUCCUUUUGACAAAAAUCAUCAAACCGCAUCUCAAGGAAAUGGAGACUCCGUAGUUAUUGCCCUUGGGGUUGUAGCAGGAUUGGCCAUCCUAGCACUGCUAGUCACUCUUGUCCUGGUGUUUAUAUUCCGUCGUCGAAAACGUGGAAGAAAACCGACCUGUACCAAUGUCUAUAUGGAUAUGAAUGUAUCAGAAGUCGGAAGUACUACAUAUGAAUCAUCCAUGGGAAGCCAAAAGCAUCAUGAACGCUUAGAGAACGAAUGUUCGAAUACAAAAGAUCGGCAAUCGGGAUUAUACAUGGACCUCGACGAUACAGCAAUUGUAAAAUCUGACCAAACUACACAACAACAACAAAGUGGCACUGAAGCAACUGAUGGUAUCUACAACAGCAUAGACGAGUAUGAACCGAAUGUGGACGAAGGUUAUUCUCAAACUAACGACCUUUCACAACGUUCACAAGAUCUGGCCAGCCCUGUUGAUUUCCCUGUUCCGUCAGCUGACUAUUUUGUCCUAGAAAAACAAGAAGAAAUGUCUUCCACGAGGCCGACUGAGGAUUUGAACCAGACAGGAAACUAUUUCGUUCUAGGAUGAAGAUCGAGUCCUAUCAGACCUUACAGACAUUAGUACUGACAGCGGAAUUGUUAACGCAAACAAAGCAGAUACUUAUUUUAUUGUAGAAGAACAAAGAAAUGAAAAAAACAACGAAAGUGUGCCAACCGACGAUAAUAUUUUGCUUCAAAAAGGAACAGAAAUCAGCACCAAAGAAGGAACUCCCAAUGAUGAUACCUACAACACAUUAAACAGCGAUAUAAAUAAUGAACAAGAUGAAACCACCCAAGAAGACUACUCUCACGCUAGAGGUGCUGGUAGUUCACAACAGAGCACAACAAGGGAGACAACCCCAGCAGAAAAUGUUGACGACUAUGAUCAGUUAUUCCAAAAACCUAACAACAAAGUUGUGUACGAUGCUGAUAACGAUUACGAGCACAUAAACAAUGACGAUCCUUUGACCUCCCUUUAAUUAUAUCAUGAAUGGUUUGUCGUUCCUCUUAUAUCGAAUGUUGGUACCCUACAGACAGUGUUAUGGUACAUAUGUAGUUGUAUGGCAUUUGUUACAGAUGACACAGAACUAUUGGAGUUAUCUCCCAUUUGAACAUUGCUACAUGUAUAUCAAUAGCACUAUCCUCCCUAUCCUAGAAAACUUUCGUGUUAUUUUAAGCUUUAUCUGUGUAUAUUUUAAUUUGCCCCAAAACGAGACACCUUAAUUAAGGUCAGAUAUAUGGCCUACAUGUAUCAAUCUACAUCAAAAACAGCAAAUUGUAUGCUAAAUUAUUUAGCAUUUUAUAUCCUAGUGUCUCAGAUCAUAGGAUUUUAUUAAGAUGUUUAAAUAAGUGAUAUACAGUUUAUAUAAAUGUUUUAUGAUUUGUCUUAUAACUGAUUGUUUGAGCCAUUAUCGUAAUGUGUAAUACAUGCAAUGGCUACUUACUUGUGUUUACAAGUUGAUAUUUUGUAAUCAUAACCAUUGGAAGGUGUAAUGGUAUUAUUUUUUAACCAAACACGAAUUGUUGCAUUAACCACUUCCCAGCAUCAUACUGACUAGUACUAAGCAGUAUAGAAUGGCAUAUACAUUUUUUCUUUAAUCGGGUAUUCUCUUGUUUGUUACCUUAUUUUGAGACAUAAAACAAAUGAUCUGCUACCCCCAUUGCAACCCUUGGGAUAUAUUCUCUUUCUCGAUUUCCUUCGUUAUCUUUUCAGUAUUGUCUCCCUUAUUUCCCCUUUUCAAUUAACCCCAAACAAACCAAAACAUAUUCCUAAAUUUCUUCAUCGAAUGACCAUCAUGACAUAUGCUUCCUUUAUUAUACAUUCUUGUACAAACACAAUUAAAUUGUUUCAUUAAUUUUAUAUCUAUAAUAAUUACGCAAAAUAAUAUGAAAAGUUUAAGAUAUAUUCGUACACAUGUAUCAUGUUCAAUACCAAAUGCACGUACUCAUCUGGUAGAUUUUAUUACUACCUGAAGCGUAAUAUUAACACAAUCACAAAUACAGAAGUUAUCAAUCAGAAGCCCAGUUAAAUUCCACAUGUUAUAUGCAUAUUGUAAAUAAGCCGGAUGUCCACGAGUUUGUUUAGUGUUGGCUAUUGUCUUGACGGGUUACUUCAGCCAGCAGUACCUUUACAGUUUGUUUAGUGUUGGCUACUGUCUUGACGGGUUACUUCAGCCAGCAGUACCUUGUACUAUCAUAACGUAUACCUUUAGUUAUACUUAUAACGUAUUGUCUGUUUAUCCAUUUAAGGAAAUAUGCUAUUAGAUGUACAAUGUAUAACAUAAAUUUUAACAUAGAACAUACAAUGUAUAUGUCAAUGAAAAUUUGAAUUCAAUUGAAAAGAUAUGAACAGUUUGUCACAUUUUAUGAACAGUUUGACACAUUUUAAGAACAUGUUAGCACAUUUAAUAAGAAAUUGAUUGUCAAAUAUCUUAUCUGGAUGUAGAAAAUCUACAACUAUGUAACACUGAGUCGUAAAAUAUCAUAGAGGUAGAAUUUGAUGCUAGAUUUAUAGAUCGUUUUAAUUUUUAUCCUUCCUUACAAAAAUGUUUCAUAAUCAGAACACUUGAUAUUUCCUCUUGGUACAGCUGUCUUUUCCAAGAGCGUAUAUACGCAUACUUUGUGAAAAACAUGACAAAGACAGGUAUGAAAUAAAUAACCAUGGAAAUAAUUGAGCUCCUGGUUCACAGUUUAUUUGUUUGUAGCCAAAUCUUUCCGAAGACUUUAGGAACUCCCCUUGAAACAAACCGUGGUCCUCUCAUAGCCAUCUUGUUUUUGCUUGUUUAUGAGGCUAAACGUGUAUUUUCCCCAAAUACUGUGAUUGCUGAUACCAGUUCACUGCAUAUCUUUUCAUUAAAGAGCCAUGUAGCUAACAUAAAUUAAAUAUGUUUUAAUAGUCAAUCACAUUGUACGUUACAAAAUAUCAAUCACAAAUGAUUUCCCUUUCAUCAACCGCAAGUAUAUGAUUUUUAUAUAUAUUCUAGAAUAUUGUAUUAAUGCAUAACAAAAAUGUUUACAUUACAA